Molecule: messenger RNA, 2583 nt
Organism: Cololabis saira (Pacific saury)
Lineage: Eukaryota; Metazoa; Chordata; Actinopteri; Beloniformes; Belonidae
Product: UDP-glucuronosyltransferase 2C1-like
Exons: 2
Coding region: 64-1713 (549 amino acids)
Molecular function (GO): UDP-glycosyltransferase activity
Source: RefSeq, a predicted model, not a curated record
CAGUACCUAUAAUGUUUCAGGCAGGCGUCUAAGGGACAAAUGUGUGCAGGCAAGGGCUGAUUCAUGCAAAAAAAGAGGUAUGUUGUAAAAAGUUUAAAGAUGGCCAGGAGGAAAAAUGCUGCAACAUUUUUUCUUUUAUUAUCUGUAGUAUUUUUGUCGUGGGGGGUUGGUCACGGAGGCCGGAUUUUAGUCGUCCCUUUUGAGGGAAGCCACUGGGUGAACAUGGAGAUCAUCCUCAAAGCUCUGCACUCCCAGGGACACGCCAUCGACGUGGUGCGAACCAAUAUCAGCUGGUACAUCAAGGACGACUCUCCUCACUACAAGGCAAUCACAGUUCCAGUCCUCAGAACGUUUAAUCAGGAUUUUAUUAAUCCCAUCAUCCAAAAGGUAAUUACCAUAGAGAGGGCGUUUUCCUUUUCCUUUUCUAUUAGCUGUCUUAUGACCUUUGUCAGUUUGCAGCUUGAAAUGUUUGAAUCAAUGUCUGACAUGCAUGGGAUUAUGUGUGAACUGGUCACUACCAUGUUAGAGGAUGAAGAACUGAUGAUUACUUUAAAAACAAACAAUUAUGACCUGGUUCUCACUGAUCCAGCAAUGGGAGCAGGUAUCAUUUUGGCUCAUGCUCUUAAACUACCACUUGUCUAUAAUGUGAGAUGGGUUACCAGUGGGGAGGGGCACUUGGCCAUAGCCCCUUCUCCCUUAUCUUAUAUCCCAAUUACCGGCUCUGGACUCACAGAUAAAAUGUCUUUCAUGCAAAGAGUCAAAAAUGUUAUUUUCUAUGCCAUCUGGGAAACCCAGGACAGGUUUUUUAUCCGACCCCAGUACCAAGCUGUCUGUGAGCGAUUCUUUGGAUCCGAAGUUAGAUACAGACACUUAUUACAGGGGGCAGAUCUGUGGCUCAUGAGAGUGGACUUUGUGUUUGAGUUCCCUCGUCCCACAAUGCCGAAUGUAGUCUACAUAGGAGGCUUUCACUGUAAACCCGCAAAGCCUCUUCCUGAACAUCUGGAGGAGUUUGUGCAGAGUUCUGGAGAGCACGGAGUCAUCAUCAUGUCUCUGGGAACAUUCGUUAGUGAACUUCCUGAUGACAUGGCAGAUGAGAUUGCUGCAACUUUUGCUAAAUUACCACAGAAAGUCAUCUGGAGGUAUAAAGGAAAGAGACCUGCCACCCUGGGCAACAACACUCUGGUGGUGGACUGGAUGCCCCAGAAUGACCUCUUAGGGCAUCCAAAGAUAAAGUUGUUUGUGGCUCACGGAGGAACAAACGGAGUCCAAGAAGCCAUUUAUCACGGAGUUCCAGUUGUGGGACUACCCGUGUUUUUUGACCAGUAUGACAACCUUCUCCGUCUGCAAGAGAGAGGAUCUGCUAAAAUUCUCACAUUAGCUACAGUGGACAAAGAUGACAACUUCCCAAAGGCCAUACAAGAAGUCCUGAACGAUCCCUCGUACAGGAUGAACAUGCAGAGACUCUCCAGACUGUACAGAGAUCAGCUAAUGAACCCGCUGGACACGGCUCUCUUCUGGAUCGAGUUCAUCAUGAGACACAAAGGUGCUGCUCACCUGAGAACCGAGUCCUACCGACUACCCUGGUACUCCUACUACUCCGUGGAUACAGUUCUGUUCCUGACUGGAGCGCCAUUGUUUCUGCUUUUAAACACUGUGAUCUUCAUCAGGCUUUUAUGUAAAGCAAUGAGUAAACGGAAAGUGAAACAUGAGUAAUUAUACAUGUGAAAAAGUUGUCUGUCCCUACUUCAAUCCUCUUUGUUUAAAAAAGAACAUAAAAAUCAUCUUAUUCUAUUGGUUCACAUGAUUAUGCAGAUACAGCUUCUGACAAAUGACAUAACUAUAACUAUUCUGUCCCCACUUUGCUAUCUAUUUGACAAAAAAGAAGCAAAAAAGUAUGUGAGCAGUACUAAGUGUGUCCAUGGUUUAAUUGUUCAUAUAUGCACUUUUAGCCGCAGAAAUAAACCGAAGCAGUCGUUUCCUGUAACACUGCUUUCAUUCAUUAAGGUUUUUUGGUUUUCACUUGUGCAGGCUCCUUUAAGGUCCUGCCACUGUAUUUCAGAGGUGUUGAGGUCUGGACUUUUCCUUAGUCUUUGGACAACCUUAAUUCUUUUCAGCCAUUCAUAUGUAAAUGUGCUUCUGAUCAUUUUCCUGCUGCAUGACCAAAUUCAUUAGCCUGAACUUUCAUUUUUGCAAAGAUAGCCUGACAUUUCCCUCUGUUGUGGGGCCCUGAUCCGUUUCUUGCCACAUUGCAGCUGAGACAGGUUCCAGCUCCCCCGUGAUUUUGAAUAAAAUUGAAAUGGGUCUGGAAAAUGCUGGAUGACUGCACUCUACCUUCUGUCAGGUUUCAAAUGUAUGUAUGUAAAAUACAUAUGGGCUGUACAUAACAUCAAGUUUGACAAACUCUACAAAUUGUGUUUAUUACCUGAGUGUUUUCAUAUAACUUUCAUCUAGGGAUGCACCGAUACUGAUACCGAUACUGGUAUGGAGCAGAUACUCGUCUAACAUACUCCUACUCUUACCCUUAAAGUUAACCGAUACCAUGAACCAAUACCUAUUUAUUACAUACAAUGGCUUUGCAUGAAG